Molecule: messenger RNA, 6111 nt
Organism: Salvelinus namaycush (lake trout)
Lineage: Eukaryota; Metazoa; Chordata; Actinopteri; Salmoniformes; Salmonidae
Gene: kansl1a
Product: KAT8 regulatory NSL complex subunit 1a
Exons: 13
Coding region: 1417-4623 (1068 amino acids)
Cellular component (GO): NSL complex
Molecular function (GO): histone acetyltransferase binding
Source: RefSeq, a predicted model, not a curated record
CCUUUUUCUUUGUUAGCUAGCUAACAAGACUGGUUAAUCUUUACUCCGACUAACUUGUCCGGUUUAGCAUUCGACAAAAAUGUACCUAAUUCAAGUAGACUAAAAAAACUAUUAAAAUGAUUUAGCAAUCACACAUUGUCAAAGCGUGGUUUGCAUGUGGCUUAUUUUAGAGAACAAAUUGCAUUGCCAGAAUCAUGUACAUGUCUAGAAUAGCCAUUGUAUUUUUUUAUUAAACUAUAACGUUAUGAACUGAGCUACACUGUGAAAUGUUUCAGCUAUUGCUUUUCAAACGUUAUGUUUACGUUACAAUAUAACGUUAGCUAGCUAGGCCGCUAAGGUUGUGUGCUUAUUGAUUUAACGUUAGCCAACAUUUGACUGCACGGUUAGCAAACGUUAACGCUGCCAUUUAGAAUAAGAUACAUAAUAAUUUACUACACACGACUUGGAGCGAGCUAGCUAAAUAAUUUGUUGAAAUGCAUUCCGUUCUAGUCAGUAACUGGUCACGUGAAUUUGAAGACAAAAACAAUAAAUGUAAACAUUUGUAGGGGGCAUUGUGCGAACAAAUCCUUUACCAAGGCGUCAUGGAAAAUAAAGGGAAAUUUGAUAUAUCGAAAACAUUAGCCAAUGUAUGAAUCUAACGUUUUUAUCUUAAUAAUAAUAAUUAGGUUGACCUUUUAAACGUCAAGUCUUUUGAUAGGGACAAGUUUAGUGGAUUUAUCAUAGCUGAAUAGGCGGUUUAAUGUGGAUGAAUUGCAUUGAAUCUCCCUCGGAAAUACAACAUGGCGUUUGUGCGCGCUGACUAGAAACUGCGGUGGAAUACUGAGCCCCCCCAUUCAUAUCGCCUGACAGAUGAUACAGGGAGAAGCAGAACGCCUUUUAUCAUUGUGGAUUCUGUCUGUAGCUAGAUUCCCUAGAUCGAAUUUUGACCAGAUUCUCAUGUUUACCGGAAUUACAUACCAAUCCAAUAAAACGUCCCCCUUAAAAUUGGCAUUAACCAUACACACUAAUUGCACCACGAGCAAGGCUGUACCUUGUGAACAUUAUCCUUAUCUAGUAGCCUAAAUAUUAUUUAGGAAAUGUGGAUACUUGUGUAUGAGAAUUUCACACAGGAAGUCAGAAUGACAUGUGCUUUGGGCUAUUAUUGGGCUAAAUCCACCUGCUUACACCUCCAAACCCUGCUGCAUCUGACCUAGUAGGGUUUGAAUAAUUUGCAUUGGCUGCUUUGCUUUCCCUCCUUAUCAUCCGACUAUCCUUGAAUUCAAUGGUCACAGGGCACAGAUAAUUCUUCAAGGAGGAGCCUGGGGAGUAGUCCUAAACGACGAAGGCCAACUUGUUCACACAAGCACAGGCUGUCCUCUGGCAGGGCAGUAAGCGGGUGGUGUGGAGCAGGCCGCGGAGUCCGUCUCUCUGCACUGCAUGGCUGCGAUGGCGCCCGCUCUCACCGACGCCCCAGCCGAAGCUCACCACAUCCGCUUCAAACUGGCUGCCCAGUCCUCCAGUCUCUCCCCGGGCAGCACAGAGGACGGCAACACAAGCAACAUCCUCAUCCACAACAGCAGCGGCACCGGCAAAUGCAAGGUCUCCGCCGCCGACGAAAACUCCCACAACUUUUGCAGCGGGAACCAGGAGCAGCCGACCCAGCAGCAUCAGCAGUCCUCGGCCUCAACCUUGGGCAAGCUCCAGCCGCUGGUGGCUUCCUACCUGUGCUCCGAUGUGACCCCCGUCCCCUCCACCAAGGAGUCUAUUAAACUGCAAGGAGUCCUCAUCAAGCAGUCUGUGCUGAAGAGUCACGGCAUCCUACCCAGCUCGCUGUUCAACGGCGGGGGAGACUUCCUGCUGAGUAAACGGCAGACUUUGGAGCUGUCCGGAGGACAACUGAAGAGCCUCAUGAGCAGCAACGGUGGUGGCCAAGCCGUAGCGGCCAUCAAUGGCCUAGCCAAGAAGCUGGCCAUGUCCGGCGCAGCGGGCUCCGUGGUGGCAUUGAACAGGAGCAAACCCUCCGCCAGCGCUGAAUCUCAGCCCCUAACGCCUCCACCGGACUCCAAGGCCUUCAUGGGUGCCAUCUUAAAGGGACCCGUCAAGCAAAAGCAUUCCCUGGUGGUUUCUCACAGCGCAGGAGGAAACGGCCUCCAACAGCAACCAGCUCACUUUGUGGCACCUGAUACACCCUCAAAUCAGCCGGACACACCCUCAAAUCAGCUGAUGUCGCCCGUGACUGACUGGGAGAGGGCAGGCAGAAGCCAGCAGGGAUCCCCAGUCUGCUCUCCGGCACCCCAGUCCCCCUCCUCCACCCUCUGCAGCCUGGACGCCCAGGUGAAGGAGCGCACUCUGCUCAACCGCAGCCGCCAGGGUGAGAUUGAGGGCCGGAUGCGGCGGCUACGCAAGCGGCUGCAGGUGGUGCAGGCCAAGCAGGUGGAGCGCCACGUUAAGCAGCAGCUGGGGGGCUUUCUGGACUCAUCCCUCAGCAUGCUGCCUCCCGCCACCACAACGCGUAAGGGGGACACCACCGCCACAUGGCGCCCGGGCCGGCACUCCUUGGGAGCCAGGGACAGUCUGGGCAGGUUCUUGAAGAGCGGCUCCAUCCCCACAGAGUUGGAGCGCCUCUACCUCAGCGGCACAGCCAACCUGCACGUGGCUGAGAGCAACUUCGACUCGGACGUGACGGAGAGCAGCUCGGGAGGGGACACCGACCUGGAGGAGGAGGUGCUGACCAGAGUGGACAUUGAGCAGCGGCACAUCAAAAUAUGGAAGCGGGCGGAGAGUCGCUACACCAUCGAGCGGGCCUCCAUCAUCAGCCACUGGAACUGGCUCCAGGCCCACAUCUCAGACCUGGAGUACCGUAUCCGCCAGCAGACAGACGUCUACCGACAGAUCCGUGCCAACAAGGGCUCAGUGGAGUUGGGAGGCGUGGCGCCCAGUGCGUUGGUGGUGGGCGGGGCAGGAGUUAAGACCGAGCCUACUCCCCAGGACUGUCAGGUCACCAUCACAGAGUCUGGACCCUGGAGAGGCCAGAAUGGCAGGCCGGUCAAUGGGGUCCUCAACAGGGUGUCAGAGAGUAACACCAAACACCAACCCAGCCCCAAUGAUAGCACCUGUGUGGCCGCCCGCACGCGCCCCUUACUUAACUGCAGACGACGGAGACUUGUACAGCCUAACACAGUACCUAACCUCAAUGGCAAGGUCCCGAGAACCAGCGCUAUCCUUUGCAGCUGCAGGGUCAACCCCUCCUCCUGUGUGACAUGCGGGGGUCGCCCCAGCGCACCCAGAGAAGACCCCCAGUAUGAGCUUCCCUCCCUGGAGCGCUUGUCCCACUUGGACCCGGGCGUCCACCCCAUCCUCUCCCUCCCUGACGAUGUGUGUAUGAGCCUGCGGCUGCAGCAGGUGAUGAAGAGCCACUGGCAGGGCAAGGCCCCCGAGAGGACCAAGCCCCUCAAGAAGCUCUCGCUCAAACACAAGCUCUCCUCCAAAGACAAGCACAUCAAGCUGGCCAACUCGCUCAUGGCACACAGACUGUCUCACUAUAAGAGCCGGGCUGAGAAGCAGCAGCGGCGACAACACCACCACUUGGAUGGCAACGGUGGGGUGCUGAGCGCCGCCAGGCUGGAGGGCCAGGCCCUCUGUAAGGCCGAGCGGCUUCUGCAUGGCCUCCCCUCACCCUCCACAGGCCCCUAUGACCGGAGCUACAGUCGCAAGAGGCCCCGCGAGCACUUGCUGGACAGGACCCACGGCUCCACCCCAAAGCUCUUCCUGGACUCGGGCAGCCCCUGCUCGUCCUUGGCCAGCCUGCACUCGUCUCUCCACAGCCCCUCGCUGACCCGCCAGCUGUCCACUUCCUCGGAGAGCUCCACCCACAUUGGCCCCAACAGUCUCAGCUUCUCCAACACACCCCAGCCCAUCCGUAGGAGGCGAGGCGAGAGCUCCUUUGACAUCAACAACAUUGUGAUCCCCAUGUCGGUCGCGGCCACCACGCGUGUUGAGAAACUACAAUACAAAGAGAUCGUCACCCCUAACUGGCGGGAAGUUGACAUUUUCUCCCAGCCCAUGGCAGAAGAGGAGAACCACACAGAGAUGGAGGACCUCUCUGACGCGGCCUUCUCCCAGCUCCACCAGCCAUGCCAGGAUCAGGAGCGUUCCCGCUGGACCUGGAUGGCCCUGGCCCCCGCCAAGAGGAGGGGCAGCAGGUCGUACAAGUCCAUGGAUGGCAGGACCACACCGCUACUGUGCAGCACCAACCCGCCCACUCCCCAGCCGGCGUCCCCUGACCCUGGACACUGCCCCCUGCUGCACGAUUACAGCCACGUGGCGUCGCCCAUAAGUCCGGACGCCACCUCCAACCCCCACACGCCGUGCUCACGCGACUCCCACCGCCUACUGUCCAGUGAGGACACGCGCUGCUCCACACCCGACUUUACCUUCGAGGAGAGGACGGUGGCCCCUUGGGAGCAUCGAAACUUCCCCCUGCCGGAGGACCCCUCUCCGGAGCCCGAGGUGGAGGGGGAAGAUGAGAUGAGGCGGUCGCGAAUGCGCAGCGUCUCGUGUUGCCCGUCGACAGGCUAUGACACAGACAGCCCCUUGCCUUGUGAUGACGACGCCCCCAAACAGAAGGGCCAUGCCCACCAAUGAAUGACUGACAGGCUGAGGUCCUCCUCAAUCCCUACCCCUCUCUGGCAUUAACAAGCAGAACCUCAAACUGAGAAAAAAGGCUAUUUAAAAGGGUUCCUGUUUGAUAUUCAAACACCAGUCUAAUACUAUUUCACAGUUUUUAGUGAAUAUUAUACGGAAGAUGGAAGCCUUUCCCUACACUCUUGAUGUUACAAAAAUGAUUUCUGUUGUAGGCUAAAACGAUGUACAUGGGGCUUAGUGGUGUUCCAUAUGUGGCGUGUACACUUGUAGCGCACUAUGUAGCUGACUCCUCAAAGUAUGGCCAAAGGGUGUUUUUCUAUUGACUAGUUUGCUUGUAUUUCCCAUGUACAUUUUCUAGUGGUGUGACAAAUAACAAAACAAGAAGAAAAAAAAAAUCCUCAUACUCCCCAAUUAACAGGUACAUUUGGGAUGUUUUGUGUCCUUUUUUUUCCCUCUAGGGGUGGGGGGGCAUUAGAAAUCGUGGAGCACAUCUUCUUUCAUUGCCAAGUAGUUUUGUUGGGUUGCAUGUCUUUUUUUGUUUGUCAUUCCUUUCCUGAUUUUUUUUUUUUUUUGUACCGUCUGUUCAAUUAAGUCUCUUUCUUUUUGUGUUUUGAACAGUAAUCAUUCCUUUAGAAAAUCUCUGCAGAGCACCCGGCGCCUCUGAUCCCUCUGAGCUCUCGCUGUCUUGUUUGCGGGAGUGACUGCAGUAGAGAGGAACCUGGGUGUCCUAAGCACUUGUCCAACUUACAGGGAGCACUACUGCAUGCUAAACCAUGCUAAGGCUAAUCAAAUCACCAGAGCACAUAAUAGAACAGGAACUUGCCACACAGGGAAAGGAAGUGGAUGAUGAUCGGGGAUGACCCUACCAUCGGUUUAGUUCACUUUCCCCUUUCCUCAAAUUAUCAUUGGUGUAGUAUUAUGUCAACAUAGUCAAAUUUAUUUCAAAUGGUAAAAUCACACAGCUAAUAGCUUUUUCAUUUUGUUUUCCGGACAUUGGUAUGAGGCUACAUGCUGGUGAAUUAUUGGACAAUGUUUGUUAAUGUUGAUAAUUAAGUUGUUUCUGGUUCAACUUGACAAGAUAAAGUGUGUUAUCUAGUUUCAUAUGUAGCAGCUCUUUGCUAGAAGCAACCCAGACCUCAGGUUUUACAGUUAAGGGAAUAUUUCUAAUGCUGAGAAAAUAUUUGCCUCCCCCCACCAGAUCGAGCCGAUCUAAAGAGACUACUCUGUUGCAGAAUAAUGUUUUUUUUGUGUUGCCACCCCACAAUGACAUAACCACACCACCAUUUCCCCUCGUAACUAAUUGCUAUGCAAAAUCUAUGGUUGUAUAAUUUUACACCUGUUUUUACGCCACAGUCCUUCAAACCCUGUACUUUGUUUUGUAGUUUAAGCAAGAUGUAAAUGUACUGGUCCAAUUGUUGCAGCAGUUAACCUAAUCAAAAGCAGAAUUGUUUUUGUAAAUAGUACCAUUAAAACAUUUGUUAAACUUGG